Nicotiana attenuata is the source of this 2167-nucleotide messenger RNA. Its product is annotated as putative amidohydrolase YtcJ. The transcript is spliced from 15 exons. Gene Ontology annotation, molecular function: hydrolase activity, acting on carbon-nitrogen (but not peptide) bonds. The coding region runs from base 204 to 1967 and encodes 587 amino acids. Lineage: Eukaryota; Viridiplantae; Streptophyta; Magnoliopsida; Solanales; Solanaceae. The record is from RefSeq and is a predicted model, not a curated record.
CAAUCCGGACGAAAUGGCCAUCCCGUUUAGAAUGAAGUGGGCCGCGACGGCACGGGACGCGGACGGGACCGGGACUGGACGGACGUUGGACAGCCAUAAAUUUACACAACAUAGAGCGCCAAAAGACAAAUAAAACCAUUAUCUUCCACCCUUUUCACCAUUAAUUAGUAGCACUGUAUUUGUGCCAAGGCAAAGAAGAAAGAAUGAACACUUUCUGGGUUACCCUCUCUGCUUCUGUUAUCGUCGUCCUUCUUUCCAUAGCCUCACUUCCUUUUCUCAACAACAACGCCAAUUACUUGAAACUUGCAGACUUGCGGAGAAGUUCAAGUGAAGUUGCAGAUUUGGUAGUGACUAAUGGGACUAUUUACACCAGUGAUGACUCUCUCCCUUUUGCUGAUUCGAUGGCCAUUUCCAAUGGCAGAAUUCUCCGUGUUGGCAACUACUCUUCUAUAAAGAAAUUGGCAAGGACUUCGAUUAAGGAGCUAAAUCUACAUGGAAAGAUUGUGGUCCCUGGAUUUAUUGAUUCCCAUGUGCACUUCAUCCCUGGGGGAUUACAGAUGGCACGAGUGGAGCUUCGUGGAGUAAAUACAAAAGAUCUUUUUGUGGAAAAAAUUAGAAAAGCAGUUGCAAAUGUGAAAGAAGGUUCUUGGUUACUGGGUGGUGGUUGGAAUAAUGAUAUUUGGGGAGGUGAUUUGCCAAUGGCCUCGUGGAUUGAUAGUGUUACUCCGCAUAAUCCAGUCUGGUUAGCAAGGAUGGAUGGUCAUAUGGGUUUGGCUAAUACGUUGGCUCUAACACUUGCUGGUAUUUCGCGUAACAACGAGAAUCCAAAUGGUGGAGCUAUCAUUAGAAAUAAUGACGGGGAACCUACUGGUCUGUUGAUUGAUUCUGCUAUGAAGCUUGUCCUUCCCCACAUCCCAGAAGCCUCAGUUGAUGAAAGGAGGGAAGCUCUGUUUAGAGCUAGCAGCCAUGCAUUGAAGAGGGGUGUUACAACAGUUGUGGAUUUUGGCAGAUAUUUUCCAGGGUCUUCACCUGAGUACCCGUGGGACGACUUUUCAGAUGUAUAUAGAUGGGCUGAUUUAUCCGGAAAUAUGAUGACCAGAAUUUGCUUAUUCUUUCCAAUGGAGACAUGGUCACGGUUAGUGGAUCUUAUGAGCAAGUCAGGCCGCGUGCUGAGCCAAUGGAUUUAUUUAGGCGGUGUCAAGGCUUUUGCUGAUGGAUCUCUAGGGUCUAACAGUGCAUUCUUUUAUGAGCCAUAUGCUGAUGAUCUAAACAAUUAUGGGCUACAAGUAGUGGAUCUGGAUAGUCUAUACAACAUGACUCUUUCUUCAGAUAAAUCUGGCCUUCAGGUUAGCAUCCAUGCUAUAGGUGACAGAGCUAAUGACUUGAUAUUGGAUAUGUAUGCUUCUGUGGCCUCUGACAAACAAAUUAGAGACCGACGAUUUAGAAUUGAGCAUGCUCAACAUUUGGCCGCAGGAACAGUGGCUCGUUUUGGUGAACAAUCUGUAGUUGCUUCAGUGCAGCCAGAUCACUUAUUGGAUGAUGCUGAUUCUGCAUCUAAAAAACUUGGGUGUGAAAGGGCUGAAAGAGGAUCUUAUCUAUUCAAGUCACUCUUGACCAAGAAUGCACAAUUGGCAUUUGGCUCGGAUUGGCCGGUAGCAGAUAUUAAUCCUUUGAAAAGCAUUAGGACAUCGAUGAAGAGAGUACCUCCUGGUUGGGAAAAGGCUUGGAUUCCAUCAGAGUGCUUGUGUCUCAAAGAUGCAUUAAAUGCGUACACCAUUUCGGCUGCUCAUGCUUGUUUUCUUGAUAAAUAUGUUGGAUCAUUGUCUCCGGGAAAAUAUGCGGAUUUUGUCGUUCUGUCAACUAACUCAUGGGAAGUCUUUGCAACUGAAGUUUUUGCUGAUGUUGAGGCAACAUAUGUAGGUGGCUUCAAGGCUUACUCCAUAAGACCUGAAGAUAAAAGUGAAUAGAACAGGAUAUGAUAAUUAUGCUUAAAGGAACACACAUAAUGGAAGCCAUUGUGCCAGCCAAGAAGCACGAUAUGCUAUUUAUUGAACUUGGCUUCGCUUUUAUUACGAGUCCUAAAACUGUUAGUAGACAGGAGUGUGAAUUUGAUUUGUGAAUAUUCUUUGGCUUUUAUGUAAUGAAAGUGAAUGUUUUUCCUUUUCAA